Molecule: messenger RNA, 2986 nt
Organism: Linum trigynum
Lineage: Eukaryota; Viridiplantae; Streptophyta; Magnoliopsida; Malpighiales; Linaceae
Source: the annotation of a GenBank genome assembly
AAAAUGAGCUAAACAAACCACUGAGAUGAGUUUAACAAGACUUAAUUUAAACUCGACCUGUUAGUGAAGGAAUUGAGUUUUAAACAAGUUUUCUCGAGCCGUAUGGUGAGCCGCUUAUUCGCAUUUCCGACGCAAACGCUGAGAUGGACUACGCGGGAAUGAGCUUAUUUCCCCAAAUGUGCAAUACUGCCAAGUGCCAACCCAUCAAGGAGCCCAAAAAUAUUUUUGAUGUAGAAACCAAAAAAAAAAAAAGAAGCCCAUUAACCAACAGUCCAACACCCAAAAAGAAAAAUUAGGGAUUUCGAUCGGCAAAAAAAUUAGGGGUUUCGAUCUCUUUCCGGUCGUCUGAAAUCCUUACUCCGAUGGGUUUCUGUCUUUGGGGAUGGCAACAAAACCCGAACCCACGGGUACCCACCCGACCCAACCCGGUCAACGCGGGUAAAAUCUGUGUUGACGGGUUUUGGGCCGGGUUUGGGUUUAAACCCGUUCACUAUUCACCGGGUUGGGUUGGGUUUGGGUUUAGGUAAACCCGAUCCGUGGGUACCCGCCCACACCCAUUUAAUUAAUUUUCUCGGCAUAUUUAAUAUGCUAAACAACUAAUCUUAUUUAUGUUUGUGGAGACAUGUCUAAUUUUUUCUUUCUAGUUAUUUAGUAUGAAGUUGAUGUUAUCGAGUGGAUAGUGAAAAACUUAAUUGAAAGGAAGAAGCUUUCAAUUAAUCAUGUUAUUUAUGGAUAAUUUGUGAUUUGCUUCAAUUUUUUUGAGUUUUCUAGAUUGGUGUUGAACAAUUUGUAUAGUUAAUUUGUGAUUUGCUUGAAUUUUCUAGAGUGGUGUUUUAUAUGUGGAUAAUUUGUAUUGGGAAAUUGAUAUUUGACUUUAAUUUUGAUAGGAAUUUGUUAUUGUGAAUUUUUUACGACAAAACCCGUGGGUACCCAUGAACCCGCGGAUACCCAGCGGGUUGGGUUGGUUUGAGUUUUUCAAACCCAGUGGGUUUUACCCCGGGUUUUUUUCACGGAUAAACCCAUGGGUUUGGGUUUGGGUUUGACAAAACCCGACCCAACCCGACCCAUUGCCAUCCCUAGUGUCUUCCUCCAUGACCAUGUCGGCCGAUAACAGCACCUCGGCUCUGGGUCGCCGGCUAAGCUCAUGUUUUAUGCCUUGCAGCUCCAGCAAACGAGCGCGGACACAUUCAGCUGAAGUAUACCCUCCGAUCGGGAAACUGGCAGACGAUCUCCUCGUAGAGGUUCUGAUCCACGCCCUGCCGAACCCUAGGUCCGCCUGUCGAUGCAAGCUCGUCUGCAAGCGAUGGAGCUCUCUCAUCUUCGACCCAGUACGGUUCAAUCGCCGUUUCAUUUCUUACCACCGGAGCAGGAGCCAACAACCUCCUCUGCUUCUUCACUCAGACGACCCGCAAUCGAUCAUCACGAGCUUUCUCCCUAUGAGCCGUCUAUCCCGUAUGUCCUUUGCAGUAAUCGAUUCUUACAAGGACCUGGUCUUGUGCGGAUUCGAGGAUGUGGGUACCACCAGCGGCGAAUUGUACAGAACCUACUUCGUCUGCAAUCCGUUCACCAAGCAAUGGCUCGCCCUCCCUUUGGCGCCUGAAUUGCCAGCAGGGUGCCCGUAUUUCUUCACAAGGUUAGUCUGUGAACCCCGCAUGUGUAAUGAUCUCGAUCUAGGAGAUAACCAAGUCUUUGCUUAUUCGUCCGAGUAUCGAUUCCGCGUGGUGCGCCUAUACCCGCGUGGAUCGUCUGCAAAGCUAGACGUGUUCUGUUCGGAUACCGGAGAAUGGACCAAGGAUCGUCUUGUUAUUCCCAAUCAUUACCAAUGCAUAGCCAGAAAUGUGGUUUCCUGCAAUGGGGAGCUGUUCUGGAGUUAUGAUGUUCCGAACCAAGAUAAAGAUGCUGUUUGCCGGUCGAGAUUUUUCAUUGCUGCUUUUAAUCCUUUCCGACCCGACAUCCCUCCCACUGCCAUUGAUGCUCCGGAAGUGUUCUGCAAACCCGGGUGGGAUAUCUCAGUCUCGCAAGGCACCUUGCACGCCAUUGCAUUUGAAGAUUCACUUCGACCUGAUCGUUCACAGAUUGCAUCGAGUGUUUGGAGACUGGAACAAGACCGUAAGUCUUGGAGGAAAGUAUGUGACGGGCUGCUAAAGAAGUCGAGAUUGUAUGAGCUUCGCCACUAUCUUAGGCCUUGUUUGCAUCCAGAGAAGCCGGAAGUUUUCUUCCUCAAACAUCGUGGUGAUGCUGGUUUAAUUUGUGCCUUGUCCUGCGAUUUGAGGACAGGGGGAGAGGUGGAGCUCUUCUCAGAAGCAAGAGUAUUCUUAAGUUAUUGGAACUUGUUCCAAGUUCAAUUCUCUUGCUGGCCUACUUCGAUCCCAAGGUACAAGGAAUUGAGAGUUAUGUACGAUGGAAGCUGCAGCUGUUGGAUUCAGAGCAACAGCGGAACUGACAACAACACUUCAAUACUUGAUGGAGCAGGAGGUGCUUGCUGAAAGGCUCAGAUCCGAAGAAGGAUGAUGGCAUUAGAAGGAACUUAUCAUCUAUCUAUAUAUCUAUCUAUUUAAGGGGAAGGAGCUGAUCAACUUGUAUGGUGUGUUUGGGAAGUGUUGGGUUUCUCUUUUAUCGUUUUGGUCAUAAUAAGCUCUUUAUGACCCUUAACUAUGGCUUCCUUGCAAUGUGCCCUUGUAUUAAACUUUGUAACUUUUGUACCCUUCAACUGUACUAAAAUGGAACCCAUGGCGGAAAAUGUUUACUAUACUUAUUCUUCUUGCUUUUGCAGAUACCAGGUGUUUGUUAUUAGUAACUUUCAACCUGAGAGUGAGAUAUCCAGGAGUUCAGAUUGGCAGAGUCUGGAUUAUUGAGACUGCUUCUACGUAUCUUUUCUUAUCCACCUUCGUUGAUCUGAUAUUGAAUGAUUCAGAAGUUGUCUGGGAUUGCUUGCUUUGUUUAUUUUAUUACACUCCAUUUGCUCUCAUAAAUUCUUUUGACAUUA